Molecule: messenger RNA, 363 nt
Organism: Cylindrotheca closterium
Lineage: Eukaryota; Bacillariophyta; Bacillariophyceae; Bacillariales; Bacillariaceae
Source: the annotation of a GenBank genome assembly
AUGGCAGAGGUGAGCGUUACAAAUCCUUCACCUGGCGAUGCUGCUGACAUGGGCAUCCGAGAUUGGCCGCAGCAGCAAAAAGAAGGAACCUGGAAUGAGGAAGCCAGUGAGGACCAAACUCUUGUUCGAUACAUACUGGAUGGCACUGGAUUUCUCGAUACUGAAGCAGAUGAUCUUGGCCAGAAAUCAUACAAAUUGACCCCGGGGACAUUAGUGGAGAUCACUGGUCAAGCAUCUCUAAAUUGGAAGGCCAACGACAAAUUGAUCGUUUUAUCUCCAGGGUUUGAAGAGGUUGGAAAGUUUCUUGGAGUCCUGGUUGGGCUGGUGAUAACUUGUGGAGUGUUGGUCGGAUCUACAUUAUGA